CUAGCCUGGGGACAGGGACUUCCGAUCGGGAAAGUUUGCGACCGUUUUAUGACGGAACAGAAAAUGUUCUUUUGUUGGUGUUUUUCUGGGAAGCUGAAUUAGCCUUUGUUUGAUGAGGGCUUUCUGUGGUUUCUGUUUUGAACAGGGAACGGCCGCCUCUCAAUAGUGUCUCCCUUGUUGCUUUAUUGGAGUGUGGGUUUGUCAGGAUUGAAGCGGUGGCGGGGCCUGUGUGAGGGAGGCAGGCAGGCUUCACCCCGGCCGGGCGGGCGGGCAGCUUCAACCCUGUCUGCCUUCAGGCCGCACCCCCACCCCCGUUCUUCACUCAGAGGUUAAUCAUGGGCUCGGUGCUCAGCCGGAGGAUCGCAGGAGUCGAGGAUAUCGACAUCCAGGCCAACUCGGCUUACAGAUACCCACCAAAAUCCGGGAAUUACUUUGCAAGUCAUUUCUUCAUGGGUGGCGAGAAAUUUGAUACACCACAUCCUGAGGGAUACCUGUUUGGUGAGAAUAUGGAUUUGAAUUUCUUGGGAAACCGCCCUGUACAGUUUCCAUACGUGACGCCAGCUGCUCACGAACCUGUGAAGACCUUGCGCAGUUUGGUAAAUAUUCGUAAAGACUCUCUUCGCUUGGUCAGGUAUAAAGAUGAAGCUGACAGUCCGAAUGAAGAGAAUGCAAAGCCGAAAGUGCUAUACAGUGUGGAGUUCACCUUUGAUGCUGAUGCACGUGUUGCUAUAACAAUCUACUGCCAGGCAACAGAGGAAUUCCAGAGUGGUAUGGCAGUGUAUACAUCAAAGCAUCCUUGCAUGCAUUCUGAGACCAUCCAUUACAAAAGAGGGGUGAGCCAGCAGUUCUCGCUUCCUUCUUUUAAGAUUGACUUCUCCGAAUGGAAGGAAGAUGAGUUAAACUUUGAUCUAGAGAAAGGAGUCUUUCCUUUAGUCAUUCGGGCAGUGGUCGAUGAAGUGGAUGAAUACUCUGGGCAUGCCCAUAUUCUUUUGGCUGCAAUGGAAAAACAUGUCGAUGGAAGUUUUUCUGUGAAGCCGUUAAAGCAAAAGCAGAUUGUCGACCGAGUCAGCUAUUUACUACAAGAAAUAUACGGCAUUGAAAAUAAGAAUAACCAAGAAACAAAGCCUUCAGAUGAUGAGAACAGUGACAACAGCAAUGAAUGUGUUGUGUGCUUGUCUGACCUCCGUGAUACUUUAAUCCUUCCCUGCAGACAUCUGUGCUUAUGCAGCACCUGUGCAGAUACACUACGGUACCAGGCUAAUAACUGUCCUAUCUGCAGAUUGCCAUUUCGAGCAUUGUUGCAGAUCCGAGCUGUGAGGAAAAAGCCUGGGGCCUUGUCACCAGUUUCAUUUAGUCCUGUCUUAGCACAGACAGUGGACCAUGAUGACCAUUCAACAUCUGAGCACAUUCCUCCCGGAUUUGAGCCAGUUUCCCUACUGGAAGCUUUAAAUGGACUUCGAUCGCUUUCUCCAUCUAUCCCUUCUGCUCCCCUAUAUGAAGAAAUCAACUAUUCUGGGAUUGGGGAUGGCUUGUCUCCAUCAGGCAGGCAGCUGUCAGCAAUAGACAAGAUGGUAGAUAAUUGUCCCCAAAAACCCAAACUGAGCAAAUCCUCAGAAAGCAGUCUGCGGUCGCCAUCUUCUCCGAUACAAGAAGAGGAUGAAGAAAAGCUUUCAGAAGAUUUCGAUGUCCUGUUGCAAAAGAAUGGACCACAACGGCAAAAUGAAUCAAGCUCACUAGAAAGUACCGCACUUGCAGAACCGUCAGAAAUAUGCACACAAAAUCAAGUUGAGCGAACCCGCUCUGAGGAAAUUGUACAAGAUAGCAACAAUGAGCAUGGCAGCCAUGCUAAAGAAGAUGGUGAUAAUCCUCUAGAGAUGACUCUGCCAGCUCUGGGUCCUGAUUCCUGCUCAAUUGGUAUAGAAGAGUAAUUCUGGAACCUCAGACUCGACUGAAAGCCUGAAAAGCCAGAGCACCAACAGUUCAUCUCAGCCUCUUCUUGCUGCCUCCAGUUCUGUUCAUAUAGAGGAUGAGAACCAGGUCCUUUGAGAAUUUGAACCAACAACAGAAUGACCAAUUGCAUGUGCCAUGUAAGCUCCACUAUUCCUGUGUCACAGACAUGUCUUUAUGACGCACUUAACUGUCUUGUUUUGUAGCAGUUCACCAUGCUUCAUGGUGCGCUAAUUUGACAUUUGCCCCGUAUAUUUUUAAAAGAGACAUGUGACUCAAAACUUGUCCUAUAUAUCCAUUGACUUUAGCAGUUUGGCUAAUCUAUUCCAAACAAUGUUCAGACUUCUAAUUUACAAUGGUUAUUGUUCAGUUACAUCUUUCAAAACACAUUUUGCAGUAAUAGAAAACACUAAAUAGACACUUUAAACUUAAUUUCAUUCUACUAAUUACAGAGAAAACCAAGACAGCUCAGGUUUUCAUUUUUUUAAGAAAACAAUAUUAACACUUGGCAGUUUAGCUGAGAAAUUCAAUUAGACAAGGCUAAAAUAUAAUAUCCAAGACAUUUAUUUAUUCAUGAUUCCACUUAAUAUACAUUGAAGCUCUUUUGGAUUUUUGCAGCAUAGGAACUAACAUUUAGUAAUGCAUGAUUGGUUUAAAGAAACUUGCAUUUAUAAAACAGUAUCACACAUGUCCUGAGUUUAUACUUUGGACAGCAUCUACUUUAUCACCUGUGCAGAAUGAUUUUUUUUUCUUGCUCUAGUUCCUUUUUAAAAUUUUGCAUCUUUCCAAAACAUGCUGGACUGCCUGGCUUUACUCUUCCAUGUAUGUCUCAUGGAAACGAAACCAUGUUUUAGAAUAUUGCAUACUCUUAGACCAAUGUUCCAGGCCCUUGAAGUGUGUGCAGUUGAUUAUUUUCCAUUGCAACUUGUAGAGUAGAUAGUUUCUUCUGACUACCUUCAUGGACAUUAAAAAUGUUAAGCAUAAUCUGCAGUAGUACUUUAAUGCAUAGUUUGUGAUAUCUUGUUUAUCUGUCUACCAUUGUGGUAUUUACUGCACUAACAUACACAUGAAUAUGGCGGUAGAGUAUUGAAGAUUUGCAGCAAAUAUGGCCUAUAAUUUUACUCGAUGUUGGAGCAGCUGUAGCUCUCGCCUUCAAUAUGCCAUUGCCUGGGUUUUACAUUGCACCAAACCAAUCUAACUGCAUGAGAUUUUACUCGAUCGAUUCUCUAAUCUGAUUUUCAAAGAAGUUAUUUAUAAGUGAUAACUUUUAAUUUUAUCAGAGUUUAAUUUGGCCUUUUGCUUAAAAUCUUCACUACAGCUGCAUAGAUUUAACUGCUGAGAUUUAAUGCUAUUGCUACCAUAUGUCUAAGCAUUGAAUUUCUCCCCUAAAAUAUUUUCACAUUAAUUGUUGUUUGUUGAUUUCCCUUCUGUAAAAGAGAUUGUACUCCUUUUAUAGCUCAUUCUAUUUCUUCUUAACCAUUUAACCAGUUUUCCAUUAGAUUUUUAUGAAGGGCAACAUUGAUGUCAAAGCAAAUGGUAAACAUAUGCAGGUGAAUUAGAGCACAGAAAAAUAUUUGUAAUAGCAAAAAUGUUUUAAUGUUCUUUAUUCAGCAUACACCUCUGAUAGAUUAAAUAUGCUGUCUCUGAUUAUACCCAUGGUCUCUUCCCAACUCCAUUCAGCUGUACAAAAGAGAAAUGAUUAGCAUAUGUUUAAGGUUUAUCCACACUCAGCAAAAUGUGUGUGUUACCGUUUGCUGUAUUCACAUUAUUCUUGAAUGUUUACGAGUUUUGGUCAGGCUUAAGACUAUUCAGGUGAUGUUAAUACAGUAUAUUCAUUCAGCUCCAUCUGCUGACAUGGUGUCUUUACUCUGUGCCUUGUACCUGAUCUUAUGAUGAAAGUAUUUCUAAAAAAAAAUCUUGUCAUUUGAUCUGGUGAUUGUGAUUCAGCAAAAUCUGGAAUUUCAAACUGUUUUGGAUGAGAAUACAAAUUUUCUAUAUGCUGUACUGUAAAUAGAUGCUUAGUUGAAUGUAUUGUGAAAUGACAUUGAAAACAUACAUGAAAAGCAUAAAGUGGGUUAUCCUUCAGAAUCACGUUGAAGUUUGUCUAUUGUAGAUUUUACUAUUUAGUCACUCACUUCCAUAGAGCUUCAUUGUUGCAUUUAUUAAAGAAUGUAUCAAGUGCAUCCUUUUAAAAGAUUGAAGAUUUUCACUGUAAUUUCAUAUAAAUGUGAUUUUGCAUUUGUUUGUAGUAUAAUGUAUUGUAAUAAAACGUAGCAAGCAACACUAA
Messenger RNA from Carcharodon carcharias (great white shark), 4234 nucleotides. Its product is annotated as E3 ubiquitin-protein ligase MGRN1-like. Gene Ontology annotation, biological process: negative regulation of G protein-coupled receptor signaling pathway; endosome to lysosome transport; protein ubiquitination. Gene Ontology annotation, cellular component: cytoplasm; plasma membrane; early endosome. Bases 336 to 1928 code for a protein of 530 amino acids. Gene Ontology annotation, molecular function: ubiquitin protein ligase activity. The record is from RefSeq and is a predicted model, not a curated record. Lineage: Eukaryota; Metazoa; Chordata; Chondrichthyes; Lamniformes; Lamnidae. The transcript is spliced from 17 exons.